Molecule: messenger RNA, 3060 nt
Organism: Pocillopora meandrina
Lineage: Eukaryota; Metazoa; Cnidaria; Anthozoa; Scleractinia; Pocilloporidae
Source: the annotation of a GenBank genome assembly
AUGACAUUGCUUGUGGCUUGUUUUAAUUGUGGGUUUUUGUUGCAGUUACUUUUCAAAGCAGCAGAAUGGAAGAGUCUUCCUCUUAUGGCUGCAUCACUUGCAGAAGGUAGACAAGAACAUGCUGCACUUAUUGUUUAUUUAAUGGCUGCACAUACAUUUCUGGAAAGUGAUACUUACAGUAAUCACACAAACUGUGUGUAACUUUCCACUUUCCUCAAAAAUGUACAAGUCAUGAAAGUAUUUAUGGAAAAUUUUCAGGUGCCAAAGUGAACUGGGUAAAUGAGGAAGAUGAACGAAAAACAGCACUUCACCAGUCUGUCUUAGGGGUAGGUUUGACUCUUUCUGUUGACGGUGUUCUGCUAUGCUAAGUACUUGCAAUUCCUUCAUGGAAGGGCCAUCAUGUAAUGAAAUUAUUAUUUUUUUCUUCCUCAAGGGAUCAUUACCAGCUUGUGAGUUCCUUUUACAAAAUGGAGCUAAAAUAAACCAGAAAGACAAGAGGGGAAGAGGUACACUUCAUCAUGCAGCACUUCUUGGGCAGACAGGGUGAGUUGAUCAAAAAUAAGAUUCUAUUAAAACCAUUUUCUCUCUUACCAUCACUGUUUUCUGCAGUCAUUGUGAGUGUAUUGAGAACCUUGUUUGUGUCUGUAAGGCAAAGCAUUUUACUUCUUUUUCUUUCUUGCUUCAAGUUGUUAUUAUCAGUAUAUGAAUAUUGGUAAGGUUAAGACUUACAACCACAUGUUUCAGUAAACGUUCCAUAACUGUGUGUACUUAAACCUAGUUCCUGUAGGCUUCUCUCACCUAGAAGAUUGGAAAACACAAUCCUUUGUGGCCUGUGACUAUUUUGUUAGAACAAUUUUUGUUCUGACCUUCACUAUUUCCUGCAGUCUUUGUGAGUCUAUUAAGAACCUUGUUUGUUUCUGUAAGGCAAAGCAUUUUAUUUCUUUUUCUUUCUUGCUUCAAGUUGUUAUUAUCAAUGUAUGAAUAUUAGUAAGUUUAAGACUUACAACCACUUGUUUCAGUAAAAGUUCCAUAACUGUGUGUACUUAAACCUAGUUCCUGUAGCUCUUAGCAACCAGUUCUUUCCUUAGCAUAGUGUCUAUCUCUAGAACACAAUACAGUGGUGUGGCCAGGGCUUAAAACAGUUCACCCAGCUGUGGCAUCAUCUGUCAUCACUUAUAUUAAUACUGCUCCUUUAUUUUCAGUCCUAUCCUCUUGUUCCUGAAGCGAGGAGGUAACCAGCAUGAUGUUGACGAGAAUGGAGAGGUGAGUGUGAACAUAAUGUAGCGAUGCAUGAAAAAAGCCCUUCGAGACAACCUCCCAUGAACUGCUAGACUUUCCUUCCAAAUUAAUCUGUAUUCCCUUGGAAAACAGAGGAAGCAGUAGAUGUUGCAUGAAAGGUCACAAGUGGCUUUAAAAACAGUGCUCAUGAAAGUUUCUUUGAUCAAUUUCUUGGUUAAUUUCAGGACCCUCUUACAAUUGCACUAAAACAAACAAAUGCAGAUAUUGUUACUCUGUAAGUAUACAAAUGCAAUAUAACAGUGGAUAUUGCCUGAUUAUGAUUCUGUUCCUAGGAAUUGGUUUUUUUAUUUAUCCUUCAAGAGGUGAAUGAAAGAAUCCCAAAAAAUUGGAAUUGGAAUUCACACAGCAGUCUUUAGUCAUUGUCAUUUAGUCAUUGAAAAAUGAAAUUGUUUAUAGGUUGAGAUUGGCAAGACUGAAUGAAGAAAUGAGAGAAGAUAAUGAGAUUGCCCAGGGUAAGAUCUUUUUAAGAGUGCUCCAUCUAUCUCUUUCUGAUUUGUUUUGUUUUGUUUGUUGUUGUUGUUGUUGUUGUUGUUUUAGUUAACAGUGAAUUUAAGGAGUGGUAAGCAAUGUAAUCUAACCACUGCAUUGUUCAUCAUGUUUGUCUACAAUGAAAGUCCACUAUCCCUGGAUAUUUCUGGGCAAGCAGUAUGAUGAAAAAUAUUAUGAUAUCAUAAAUCAAAUGCACUCUACUUAUCCAUGAUUAUAAGUAGUUACAGAGGGAAAUUACUCAUCAAUCACUCAAAUGGGUGUAAAGGUGAACCCUUUACACCCCAACAUCAUUAUGCAUAUUCUCCAUAAUGUUCUCUAUACAUUUCCAAGGGUCUAACAAGGAGAAUUUGUAAAACCAUGAAGAGCUUUGUUAGUUGUUGAUCAUUUCCUUUAUUCUAGUGACUUGAACAUUUGAUAUAAGGGAUAGAUUGUAAAGAGAAAUUAGAACCUUGUCACUCUUAUGGAUUAAGGGACUAACUGCUGUCAUUUUUUUUGUUUCAGGUGAUGUUACGUUCAAUGAUGUGUUCAGAGAUUUUUCUAAUAUGGCAUCCAGAGACCCUGACAGGCUUAAACGCAAUUUUGAUUCAAGUGGACCAAGUAGACAGACACAACUGUGAUAACAAAAUCAAUUUGUUCCACCUUAAAUUGAAAACAAUUAUUUGAGGUCACUUCACAUCAAAAUGUUUCAUUCCUCAAAAAUAAGCAAAUAAAUUCUCAUUUCAUGGAAGAAACCAAUUUGAAUAUUCACUCUAGAUUUAAUCUUACCACAAACACAAAAGGAGUAAAACAUUAUUUCCAAUUUAUGUUUAGUUUUGUAGUAAUUUGCACCAAUCAGGAAUUAAUGUUCACACUGACAAUAUUACUACCUGUCAUGUAAUGUAAGAAAACUGAACUGUACAAUUAACAUAUUUUUUAUUCAUUAGGAAUUUAAAAUUAUCCCCAUGAUAAUAACAGCAUCGUUUAGAACAGAGAAUAGAAUCUUGCACUGAAUAACUUAAGGAAAGAAAACAUAUCAGUAAAUCAUUAAAAAAAAAAAUAAUGAAAUUUGUAAAUAAAAUUUCCCCUAUGACAACUGAAUGGAAGGAAGGACAUCAAUGUUUCAUGAAGAGUUGACUGUAUGAAUACUAUGGUCAAAAAGUCAAAGUUGAUCAUUAUUAUAUUAAUAUUACAAUGCUCAGUUAUGAAAAAUUGUACAGACUAGCUAGUAUUGAAUCAUUAUUUAGUUGAUUUUGACCAGACUAAGUGGUAUCCUCCAUUAGAUUGAUAUUGAUU